UAUCUGAACGAAGUAAGUGAAGCCGCAAAGCAAAUCGGAGCCAUUAAUACUAUAAUAGUCGUCAGAGACAAGGAUAACAAGAGACUACUCUUGGGAGAUAACACCGACUGGUUGGGCAUCAUGUAUAGCAUCGAACGUGCGCUCAAAGACAACAACUGCACCUACCAAGGAAGCGCGGGUCUUGUCAUUGGGGCGGGUGGUACAUCACGCGCGGCACUUUAUGCACUUCAUCACUUGGGAAUUUCCCCAAUUUAUCUUUUUAAUCGCACGCUCGCCAACGCACAAUCCCUUGCCGCAACAUUCCCGUCCGAGUACGGGAUUAUCAUUAUCCCAAGUCUCUCCGAACCCCUCUCGUCCCCACCUCAAAUCAUCGUGUCGACAAUUCCAGCUACGGCGGAUGUCGAGAUACCAAAAGAAAUACUUAAAUUUACCGAGAUUAGCAAGAAUAAAGUGGGCGUGAUAGUUGAGAUGGCGUACAAGUCACGCAAGACAAAGUUACUUCAAGUCGCUGAGAGUUUCGGGAAUGGCAGGUGGAUCGGU
Paraglomus occultum is the source of this 540-nucleotide messenger RNA. Lineage: Eukaryota; Fungi; Glomeromycota; Glomeromycetes; Paraglomerales; Paraglomeraceae. The record is from the annotation of a GenBank genome assembly.